Zea mays is the source of this 528-nucleotide messenger RNA. RefSeq names its product 60S ribosomal protein L10a. The transcript is spliced from 3 exons. The record is from RefSeq and is a predicted model, not a curated record. Bases 178 to 528 code for a protein of 116 amino acids. NCBI's taxonomy places the organism in Eukaryota, Viridiplantae, Streptophyta, Magnoliopsida, Poales, Poaceae. Gene Ontology annotation, molecular function: RNA binding.
AGUAAGUUGCAGUCCGAGGUUCUCAAGGAUGCCAUCUCCCAGAUAGUUUAGGAUGCCAAGAAGAAUAGGAAGUUCACUGAGACUGUUGAGCUUCAGAUUAGUCUGAAGAAUUAUGAUCCACAAAAGGACAAGCGUUUCAGUGGCUCUGUUAAGUUGCCUCACAUCCCUCGUCCAAAGAUGAAGGUGUGCAUGCUUGGUGAUGCCCAACACGUUGAGGAGGCUGAGAAGAUGGGACUUGACUACAUGGAUGUUGAGGCCCUCAAGAAAAUGAACAAGAACAAGAAGCUUGUUAAGAAGCUUGCCAAGAAGUACCAUGCUUUUUUGGCAUCAGAGACCAUCAUCAAGAAAAUUCCCCGUCUCCUUGGUCCUGGUCUCAACAAGGCAGGCAAGUUCCCCACUCUGGUCACUCACCAGGAAUUCCUAGAAUCCAAGGUGAAUGAGACGAAGUCUACAGUCAAGUUUCAACUGAAGAAAGUCCUUUGCAUGGGUGUCGCGGUCGGUAACCUGUCUAUGUGUCGGGGACCAUAA